This is a messenger RNA of Mytilus trossulus (common blue mussel), 1986 nucleotides long. RefSeq lists its product as uncharacterized. The record is from RefSeq and is a predicted model, not a curated record. Lineage: Eukaryota; Metazoa; Mollusca; Bivalvia; Mytilida; Mytilidae. The transcript has a single exon. Bases 1 to 1986 code for a protein of 661 amino acids.
AUGUAUUUUAUAGAUUGGUUAUCCUGGACCGAAAAAGAUUUGAAGGACAUAUAUCUUUACGAACAAUUAGUGCGUACAGUCGGAACCGAAAUAGACAUACGUAAAAGACAACAACUAUUUAUCAUAGAAGAUUUGAUACAUAAAAAAUCAACUGACAGGAGAAGUCCAACAAUAUCGAGUGGAAGUUUAGCAGAAGGAAUUGAUUUACAAGGUAGUGACAUAGAUAUCAUGUGCGUCAUCAAAAGCUUAGACGUAGUACAGGAUGAAAGGAAUAUCAAACACCCAGUACAACGUAAAACAUUGCUUAUGGAGACAGAUACUGAUCAUCCGGGAUUUUGUAGACUCCGAUUGAUAGCAGGAGGGGAUGGAACAAAUAACUCAAUGACAUAUGAAUACGUUGAAAGCAAAGGUUUUUAUUUAUCAGUGAACGAAUUGGUUUGUAAUAUUAAUAAGAUGGUUCCAGAGUAUAAGCUAUCGCCACACGGCCCGUGUUUGUCAGAUCAAUUUCAGAUAUAUGAUUUUGCAUUCUGCCUUCGGUGUAAAUAUUUACCUUACAAUGCAAUGCCAUGGGCAUGGCGUUAUCGGCAACAAUGGCCACCCAAUUCCGUAAUUGACAAGAUUAAGAAACACGGAUGUUUGUUUGUUCCUAUCGGACCAAGAACUAUGCCAGAUUGUAAUAUUUUAUGGAGAUUAUCUUUCUCUGUGGCAGAAAAACUACUUGUUCAUUCGUUUAAUUUCAUUCAACUGGUAUGUUACUGUCUCCUGAAACUAACGUUAAAGCAUAUUGUUAACACGAAUAAACUUGCCGAAGGUUUGUUGUGUUCUUACUUUCUGAAGACGGCUUUGUUUUGGGUCUCAGAAGAAAUAGAUAUUGAUACCUUUCAACUGUCAAAACUAUUUUUUUGCUUUUCGAAAUGCCUCGAUAAAUUGUUAUUAUGGGUAAAGAAGUGUUACUGCCCGAACUAUUUUAUACCCGAAAACAACAUGUUCCUAGGAAAGGUAAACUCAGAUAACAAUACAAUACUGCUAAAUAUUUUGGAUGGCAUCAAAUGCGAUGGAAUUGACAGUCUAACAAACCAACUAUUUCCGUACAGCAGUAGAAGUCUUCGUGUACAAAGAACAAAAAGUGAAUCUGCGUUCAUUAAAUUAGACGUUCUCUUUUAUAGGAUAUUACGUUUUGAUUUUAUGGCAGACAUAUCAAAGUGUUUAAAGGCACUUAUGUUUACUGAAUCUUUAAUUAAGUCCCAAUGCUCUACAUUUAUAGUUGGUGUAUGUAAACAUCACCAUGCUGAAUUAAGUCAAUAUGUAGCACAGUUACUACCACCACCAUCAAUAAUGACUACACCAUACAUCAUACAAAAACGUUAUCAUAGACAUUUAAAAGACGGUACCAAGACUGAUGCUGUAUCUGGUUGGCUAUUAUACGCUUCGUUUUAUUAUGUAACUGGACAGUACAAAGUUACACUAAGACUAACGGAUUAUGUUUUGUCAAGAUGUUCCUCUGAUAUGUUAAUGUUAGACUUUAUUCACUACAGUGAAGAAUAUAUGGACAUUAUGAAUAACUACAGAAAAAAUGUAUAUUCUACAAUGACACUGAAUGAAAGGAUGCGAAAAGCUACUGUAGCUAAUGUUCAUUACUUUCAAAAUUCAUCGUUAAUACCAAUGGAACUACAGCUGGAAGUGAAUGACGAUGACAUUUUUAUACCGCCUACUGUUAUGUCUCACUAUCUUAGAUUUAUGUGCUAUCAUCAUUUUGGUGACAUUUUUAACAGACAACAAGCGUUACACGAUUUGAACUUAUCUUUAGACGGUACACAUUUUGUUUCAACGAACACCUUAUCUAAUUCAUUAACAAUACUUGGAGUAUGUUAUGAGAUAUUUGGUGAUAAGGAUGCAGCAUAUCAGUGUUAUGAUGAGGCUUUGCAAUGUGAUGGUUUAAUAUGUCUUUCUGCACAGGUGCGAAAAUCAAAACUUCUAGAAAUUUAA